This is a messenger RNA of Sodiomyces alkalinus F11, 1835 nucleotides long. Its product is annotated as mitochondrial chaperone BCS1. The transcript has a single exon. Bases 156 to 1649 code for a protein of 497 amino acids. Gene Ontology annotation, molecular function: ATP hydrolysis activity; ATP binding. Gene Ontology annotation, cellular component: mitochondrial inner membrane. The record is from RefSeq and is a predicted model, not a curated record. NCBI's taxonomy places the organism in Eukaryota, Fungi, Ascomycota, Sordariomycetes, Glomerellales, Plectosphaerellaceae. Gene Ontology annotation, biological process: mitochondrial respiratory chain complex III assembly; protein insertion into mitochondrial inner membrane from matrix.
GAUACCCAGGUACCAAAUGCAUAAUAAACACAUUUUUUGGAGCGUCUUCGACUCUUCUUCCACGCUCUUCGGUCUUCCCACUGCCAACCACCUCAGUUAUCAAACCGACACACCAUGACGACUUGUAUGCGGCAACGCAUACCACCUCACCCGUAAUGACAUCAACCGCGGCGCAGUCUGCGCCCGCGUCCUCCCUCCUCAACAUCAAUGCCUUGUUCGACAACCCUCUCUUCGCCGGCGGCAUAGGCCUCGCCUCCAUCGGCGCCGUGGCCGCUUUCGGCCGCAAAGGUCUCAUCAUGGCCGCCGGUGCAGCCCGCCGCCGGCUCCUCGUCAACGUCGAGAUCAGCAAGCAGGACCCCGCCUACCCGUGGAUCCUCGCGUGGCUUUCCCAGCCGCGGCCGCAGACCGGCUUCCUCGCAUCUCGCAUCACCCGCAUCCACAACCUGUCGGUAUCGACGACGACGACGACGGCGGCCAUGGCGAACAGCGCUCGCAGCGGCAGCAUCGGUACUAGUAGUAGUGGUGGCGGUGGCGGUGGUGGCGGUCCGGGACAGACGCAUUUCUUCCUCCAACCGGGCUACGGGCGCCACGUGGUCAAGCACAAGAACGCGUACAUCGCGGUGAACCGCGAGAAGCACAACACGGCCAACAUGAACACGGGCGAGCCGCACGAGGUGGUGCAGCUGACGACGCUGUGGGCGCACCGGCACAUCUUCGAGGACGUGUUCGCCGAGGCGCACCGGCUCGCGGCCAAGGCGCACGAGGGCAAGACGAUCGUCUACGCGGCGCGCGGCAUGGAGUGGUCCCCGCUGGGCGAUCCGCGGAAGAAGAGGCCGCUCGCGUCGGUGGUGCUGGACGAGGGGGUCAAGGAGGGCAUCGUGGCGGACAUUACGGAUUUCCUGGGCCGCCAGCAGUGGUACGUGGACCGCGGCAUCCCGUACCGCCGCGGGUACCUCCUGUACGGGCCCCCCGGGAGCGGCAAGAGCUCGUUCAUCCAGGCGUUGGCGGGGGAGCUGGACUUCAGUGUGGCCAUGGUGAAUCUUAGCGAGAUGGGCAUGACGGAUGAUAAGUUGGCGUAUCUGCUGACGAAGCUGCCGAAGCGCAGCAUCCUUCUGUUGGAGGACGCGGAUGCGGCGUUUGUGAACCGCCGGCAGCGCGACGUGGAUGGGUAUAGUGGCGCCACGGUGACGUUUUCGGGGCUGCUGAACGCGCUGGACGGGUUGGCGGCGGGGGAGGAGCGCAUUGCCUUCUUGACGACGAACCAUGUUGACCGGCUUGACCCGGCGUUGAUCCGGCCCGGCCGCGUCGACAUGAUGGUGCGCAUUGGCGAGGCGACGCGGUACCAGGCCGGCGCUAUGUGGGAUCGCUUCUACGGGGAUAUGGAUGAAGACGGGUCUGCGCGGGAGAGGUUCCUCCGGCGGCUGGACGAGCUGGGCCUGUUUGGCGGGGAAGCGGAAAAGGAAGGGGAGGGGGAGGGCGGAGACGAGGCGAUCAAGGGUCGACAUACGAGCACGGCGGCCAUACAGGGACUCUUCUUGUUCAACAAGAACGACAUGGAGGGGGCCAUUGAGAUGGCCGAGGCGUUGGUGCCGAGGAAGUAUGAGCCGACUGAGGCGAUUCCCGAGGGAGCUAUCAGGACGAAAGCAUAACGACUCUCCUUGCUGUUGUGGCAGCAGCCAGCUGAACCGGUGCAACUUAUGACAGCCUUGCCCGGUUUUCUGUUUUCGCAUGUUGUAUUAUACAGUUGUAUACUAGAUGAGAAAGUGUGCACCAAGGGGGCAUAGAAUGCGAUUUCGAGAUGAUACCCUGGGGGGCUAAUCUAUUUUGUUCACCAG